AGUUAUUAAAAUCCCAUUGCCUGGUUAAAUGCCUUGCAAAUCUCGCGAGAUUUCGCGAGGGGAUAAGUUUAAGGAACAUGGCGACGUCUAAUUUGUUAAAGAACAAAGGCUCCCUCCAAUUUGAUGACAAGUGGGAUUUGAUGCGUCCCAUCGUUCUGAAGCUCGUUCGCCAAGAAACGGUCACCAAGCAGCAGUGGUUCGAUCUGUUUUCGGAUGUCCACGCUGUUUGUCUGUGGGAUGACAAAGGGCCGGCUAAGAUCCACCAAGCUCUGAAAGAAGACAUCUUAGACUUCAUUAAGCAGACACAGGUGAGAGUGCUGAGUCAGCAGGAUGAUCCCGCCCUCCUCCAGGCCUACAUCGCAGAGUGGCGUAAGUUCUUCACUCAGUGCAACAUCCUGCCCAAGCCCUUCUGCCAGCUGGAGAUCACCUUGAUGGGCAAGCAGGGCAGCAACAAGAAGUCCAGUGUGGAGGACAGCAUCGUCAGGAAGCUCAUGUUAGACACAUGGAACGAGUCCAUCUUUUCCAACAUCAAGAGCCGCCUGCAGGACAGCGCCAUGAAGCUGGUGCACGCUGAGCGGCUGGGCGAGGCCUUCGAUUCCCAGCUGGUCAUCGGUGUCCGUGAGUCCUACGUGAACCUCUGCUCCAGUCCUGAAGACAAGUUGCAGAUCUACAGGGAGAACUUUGAAAAGGCCUACUUGAACUCCACCGAGAGGUUCUACAAGACACAAGCGGCAUCCUAUCUGCAGCAGAACGGAGUCCAGAAUUACAUGAAAUACGUGGAUGCUAAGCUCCAGGAAGAGGAGAAGCGGGCACUUCGAUAUCUGGAGACUAGACGGGACUGUAACUCUGUACAAGCUCUCCUGGACUGCUGCGUGAAUGUUCUCUUGUCAUCGUUCAAAGAAACGAUCCUGGUCGAGUGUGCAGGGAUGAUCCAACGGAAUGAGACUGACAAGCUUCACCUCAUGUUCUCACUCAUGGACAAGGUGCCCAAUGGUGUGGAGCCCAUGUUGAAGGACCUAGAGGAGCACAUCAUGAGCGCUGGGCUGGCAGACAUGGUGGCAGCUGCUGAGACCAUCACCAGCGACUCUGAGAAGUACGUGGAACAGCUCCUCACGCUGUUCAAGCGCUUCAGCAGACUGGUGAAGGAAGCCUUCCGGGACGACCCGCACUUCCUGACAGCUAGGGACAAAGCGUAUAAGGCAGUGGUGAACGAUGCCACCAUAUUUAAGCUGGAGCUCCCACUGAAACAGAAAGGGGGAGUGCUGAAGUCGCAGCCGGAAUCAAAGUGUCCUGAGUUGCUGGCAAACUAUUGCGACAUGCUGCUGAGGAAGACGCCACUCAGCAAGAAGCUAGCAUCUGAAGAGAUUGAGGCCAAGCUCAAGGAGGUGUUGUUGGUGCUGAAAUAUGUCCAGAACAAGGACGUCUUCAUGCGGUAUCAUAAAGCCCAUCUCACUCGCCGUCUGAUCCUGGACAUCUCAGCAGACAGUGAUAUUGAGGAGAACAUGGUGGAGUGGCUCAGGGAAGUGGGCAUGCCAGCAGACUACGUCAACAAGCUGGCUAGAAUGUUUCAGGACAUCAAGGUUUCUGAAGACUUGAAUCAGUCCUUUAAGGAGAUGCAUAAACACAACAAGCUGGCCCUGCCAGCCGACUCUGCGAACAUCAAGAUCCUGAAUGCAGGUGCCUGGUCACGUAGCUCAGAGAAGGUAUCCGUGUCAUUGCCAACUGAACUAGAAGACCUCAUUCCAGAAGCAGAGGAGUUUUACAAGAAGAACCACAGUGGCAGGAAGCUGCACUGGAACCACCUCAUGUCCAAUGGCAUUAUCACCUUCAAGAAUGAAGUGGGUCAGUAUGACUUGGAGGUCACCACCUUCCAGCUGGCUGUGCUCUUUGCUUGGAACCAAAGGCCCAAGGAAAGGAUCAGCUUCGAGAACCUCAAGCUGGCCACGGAGCUGCCUGAUGCAGAGCUACGCAGGACACUCUGGUCUCUGGUAGCCUUCCCCAAGCUGAAGCGCCAGGUACUGUCCUACGAGCCCCUAGUUGCCUCUCCGAAAGACUUUUCCGAUGCCACGCUCUUCCACGUCAACCAGGACUUCUCUUUGAUAAAAAAUGGCAAAGCCCAGAAGCGGGGGAAGAUCAACCUGAUUGGCCGGCUGCAGCUCACGACAGACCGGAUGCGGGAAGAGGAAAAUGAGGGUAUCGUCCAGCUGAGGAUCCUGAGGACACAGGAAGCCAUCAUCCAGAUUAUGAAGAUGCGCAAGAAAACCAACAAUGCCCAGCUCCAGACUGAGCUAGUGGAGAUCCUGAAGAACAUGUUCUUGCCACAGAAGAAGAUGAUCAAGGAGCAGAUUGAGUGGUUGAUUGAUCAUAAGUACAUUCAGCGGGAUGAGACGGACAUCAACACCUUUUUUUACGUGGCGUAGUGUUGGUAAUGAUGAGGGUGAUGAUGGAGAGGAUGUAGACGGCCAUGAUGUCCGGUGGGACUCUCAAACAGAGGCAUUUCGACUGUGGCUUUUGCAGUGUGUCUGGGACUGCUGAUAUGUUUGCAUCCCUGAAUUACCCGAGAAAAUAGUGAUAAAGUAAAAGUCUGAGGACUGUUUUGCAAUGGAUUAGUCCGUGUGCAAGGCUAACCUCUGCUUUACCUGCCUGGCUGUGCUAUCUGUGGGCCAUGGUAUACGCAAAUGGUUACCAGGAAGACUCCACUGCAUCGAUCUGUCCCCAAUAUAGACCUUGGAACACUGCAGAAUGAACACUAAAUUCUCCAUCCCACUCACAGUUCUGCACACCUACGCCCUCCCGACAGUCCUGGGCCAUUUUGUUAGGUUUUUUGUUUUCCUGUGCUGGACUUGCUGAAGACAUUUGAUGACUGUAUAUGCAGCCUAGUUGCAGUACUUGUUACUGAUUUUGAGAACUCCCCUCCAGUGGGGGGGGGGGGUAGUCUCCUGUACUGCUUUUUUUUUGUAUACCCACUCAUCCUGUAUAGGAGAUAAUCAGGGAUGGGAUGUUUAUAGGUGCAGUGGUUAGCACUGUUGCCUCACACCUCUGGGACCCGGGUUCGAGUCUCUGCCUGGGUUACGUGUGUGGAGUUUGCAUGUUCUCCCCAUGUCGUCGUGGGGUUUCCACCGGGUACUCCGGUUUCCCCCCACAGUCCAAAAACAUGCUGAGGCUAAUUGGAGUUGCUAAAUUGCCCGUAGGUGUGCAUGUGUGAGUGGAUGGUGUGUGAGUGUGCCCUGCGAUGGGCUGGCCCCCCAUUGUUGGUUGUUCCCUGCCUCGUGCCCAUUGCUUCCGGGAUAGGCUCCGGACCCCCCACGACCCAGUAGGAUAAGGGGUUUGUAAAAUGGAUGGAUGGAUGGGAUGUUUCUACAGAACUGUGAUUCAAAGGAUUUCAUGGAAGGGGAACCAGUUUGAUAAGUGCAAUGACUCUGCCUACUUUGACCCAACUUGCAGCCAGUAGUCAGUGGCUGUGUGAUUUGGAAGCCUCCUUAAAUGCCUCUGCUCUGUCAAUGUUAUGCGGAUGUUGAAUGAACGUUUGCUUCAGAUCAAGGUCCUGGGAAUGUCAGGGUGUGAGCUGGGGGCAGACAGAGCUUAGUUAGUUUAAAAUAUAGCUGAGUUGCAGAAAAUCUGCAUUCCUCACCCAGUUAGCUGACUGUGGUUGGUUAAGUGUGGUUUCUAAACACCAAUUUUCUAGUCUUCAGUUACACUACAGAUUGUUUUUUUGGAUGGUGGGUGCUGGUAAAACAGUCAUUAGGUUCUAAGAUUUGAUCAGUUAUUGGUCAUUGGGGCCACAUGUGUGUCUGUGCCACAUGUAUGUGUUUUGGUUACACUCAUGGUUUCUCUAAAUAUUCUGUUGAACUUCACUUUUCUCUCGGAGAAAUUUGGAAGGACUCAGGGCCAGGAAAAACACUAAUGCGCUGGAAACUAAUGCGAGUUUUAGUCUCGUCUCCUGGGAAAGGGCUGGUGUAAGACCCCUGUGAAAAAUGUGUUUCUUGUUUUGUUCAAACUUUAUAAAAUUCAGAAAUGUCAAAAAAUUGUUUGCAGCACUAUGAACAAUGAUGGUUUAGUUCUGUAUAUACACUAUAUAGCCAGAAGUAUGCAGAUACCAGCUUGUCCAGCAUCUCUUUCCAAAACAAAGGGUAUUAAUAUGAAGUUGGUCCAUCCCUUGUUGCUAUAUAGCCUGCACUCUUUCCAAUAGAUGCUGUAACAUUGCUGGUGGGAUUUGCUGCCAUUCAGGUUAGGUAUUGAUGCUGGGUGAUCAGGUCCCUGUCUUUGAGCCUGCAUGGCCCCCACUUCUCAGCUGAACUUGCUCCCAGAUGUUUCCAUUUUGCUUGUGGCUGAAAUUGUACAAGCUGACUGAAGGUGCCUAUGUGGGUGUCACAAUGAAAGUCGUUAAUCUCUUCUGCAUGAGCACCAAGUGUUUGUUGCCGGAUAUGGUAUGAUUGUGCUUCUGCAGUAGUGUCAGCAGUGGAUGUGGUGUAAUUAACUAUUGGUUAAUUAAUGUCCACGUACUUUUGAACGUAUAGUGAGUUUGAUAAUGAAUCGCACUGGAAAACUCGAGUGUAAUGCCAAAUACUACCACUAGUUGGCUGUCAUAGAUUACCAGCACAAGCAGCUUGUAUCUGCACCAUUCUACACGAAAGCAGGGGCCACUGCAAAUAUAUAGUAGGUCAGCUUUACAUUUUUCUGGGGAAAAAGAAGCACGGUUCCGAUUGCAGGAAAAUGGCUACAACCAUGAAUUAUGCAUUUAUUUUGGUUUGCAAAGAAUAGCUAGGAAGAGCUAGACAUUUUAGUAGCUCAGAUCUCAGCUCAGGAGAACAUCUUUGGCAUGAUUCAGAACUCAGAAAUAGAGCAAUUCACGGCUGUCUUUGGAAGCAGGUCUUACUGACAUUUCAAAGUUGAAUUGGAGUAUAUAACCACUAGCUUUAUACCAGAAUUAACAGAAGUCUUCCGCAAUAUGCAGGAGAAGUCAGUAUGGUCAAAGUUGCACCAAUAUACUAUUAAAACACAUUUCUGACUACAUGUGGAUUUUUGUUGAAUAGUGCGCAUGCUGUGUAAGGAGUGUUUGCUGUAAUUCUCCCCUCCAUUAGUUACCUGAACCAGCCCUGCUGGUAAUGAUCUAAACCAGUGUUUCUCAACCCCGUCCGCAGGGACCCCCACGCUUUCCACCUUUAUGCUCCCUUCCAGCUCCCAGCCAAUCAGGAACAGGUGCACUGGGAGCUGGGAGGGAGCGAAAAAUGUGGACUGUCUGGGGGGGGGUCCCCAAGGACUCAGUUGAGAAAACACUGGUGUAAACAAUCCACUCCUACGGUUUAGAAGCUUGUGUCGCUUUUGGGUGUAUGUGAAAGAAAGAGCAGGUUUCAGUCAUAAUCCCUUCCUUAAAGCUUGAAGACAUUGAACCAAAUAAAUUACUCCAGUGUUCAGUUCUGCUGAAAUUGGGUUGUUCCGCACUCUUUUGACAUUCUUUUGUCACUACUCACUGGUCUGAAAUUGUUGGAAUCACUUUGUGCAUUAGUGCCCCCCUUGGGGUACUGGUGGGUGUAAAUGAUAUGCACUUGAUUAAAGAUUUUGUCUGUGUAAUAUAAA
Brienomyrus brachyistius is the source of this 5577-nucleotide messenger RNA. Its product is annotated as cullin-5-like. Gene Ontology annotation, cellular component: SCF ubiquitin ligase complex; Cul5-RING ubiquitin ligase complex. Bases 78 to 2420 code for a protein of 780 amino acids. Gene Ontology annotation, biological process: SCF-dependent proteasomal ubiquitin-dependent protein catabolic process; protein ubiquitination. Gene Ontology annotation, molecular function: ubiquitin protein ligase binding. The transcript is spliced from 19 exons. NCBI's taxonomy places the organism in Eukaryota, Metazoa, Chordata, Actinopteri, Osteoglossiformes, Mormyridae. The record is from RefSeq and is a predicted model, not a curated record.